GUCUGGGGUCCGCGACGCUUUUGAGAAGCUGAGCGCUGGGGUCCCGCUGACUGACCGGCACGUUCCCGAGCGCCAUGGCCUCCGGCGGGGUGGCCGCCGGGCGACAGGCCGAGGAUGCGUUACCGCCGCCGGCCGAGCCGCCGCUGCCUGAGACGAAGCCGCUGCCGCCUUCGCAGCCGCCGCCUCCGGUCGCCGCGCCUCAGCCGCAGCAGUCGCCGGCGCCGAGGCCUCAGUCCCCCGCCGGCGUGAAGGAGGAGGAAAAUUACUCCUUUUUACCUUUGGUUCACAACAUCAUCAAAUGCAUGGACAAGGACAGCCCAGACAUCCACCAGGACCUGAAUGCCCUCAAAACCAAGUUCCAGGAGCUGCGGAAGGUCGUCAGCACCAUGCCGGGCACCCACCUGAGCCCUGAGCAGCAGGAGCGACAGCUGCACAGCCUCCGGGAGCAAGUCAGGACCAAGAACGAGCUUCUGCAAAAGUACAAGAGCCUCUGCAUGUUUGAGAUCCCCAAGGAGUAGUGGAGGCCGGCUUCCAGGGAUGCCCGAGACCGAACGGGGAGCGCACACGGCCUCCCGGACUCCCCCCGCCCCGCCACCGCCUCGGACUCCAGCUGCGAACUCUGUAACUGAGGGGGGGGCGCUGCUGAAGCUGCUUCAGUGGCCGAACUUGGCAUUGACUGUGUGGGGAGCCAGCGCGGAGGCUUGGCUUGGUUGGGGCCUCCUUGUAGAGGAUGUAACCAUACGUCUAGGUGCAGAGUAACCGCGGUGCCUGCCGGUGGGAGGAAGAAUGUUCCUGGAGGCUGGGGAGCGGGCAGGCGAGGCUGCCCCUGCUUCUGGGGAGGGGGCCAUCUGCUGUGUAUUCAGGCUCCUUGGGCAGAGCACCGGAGGAGAGGGGGCGGCUGCUCUUGGCUUUCCUGCCCUCCGCCUCUCCGUCCGCUCCCACCCCUGCGCAUGCUCAGUGCUACCAGGUACACACUCUUCUGUUGACAGCAGUGUCAUGAAACAUUUGCAUAGAAUUCACUGGACCAACCGGGGCUGCACUCCUGUGGCGUGGAUUUCAAAUGGUAAAAGAAAACCGGGAGGACCCAUAUCGUUUUGAAAGCCGAAUAUUGUUUUGAAAGACGGCAGGGUGGCUUCCUCCCGGCCCGCCCCCCGCCCCCCGCAAUACUUUGUUUCGUUUUUAUGUUUGAGCCAGUGAAUGUAACCGUGGCUUUGGGGGUGUCAACCCAGAACCCUGCAGGCGGCCCCUGUCUCCAUGUUUUCUGCCUCCUACGUGUGCUUGUUACUUCUACUUCUCGCUCCCUUUGCCUCCUGCCUCCUCCCGUCCGCUCGGCCAGCCAGCCGUCUGGUGCUGGAGGAUGACCAGAGCCCUCGCACCCUGCACCCUUCCCACGGGGCUCGGGGCUGGAGGGCAACAUUGUCUCCACGUGUUGUCCUGCUUUAAAAAAUGAGUUUUCCCCCUGGCCUUCUCACUAAAGAGCCAGCCACGGAACACUCGCUGCACAGCAGACGGAGGUGAGCUCUUUCCCUCGCCUCUUCACGAGGAGCUGACAAGUAACCACGUGUUGUUUAGAUCUAGAAAUGGGCACAUAACCUGUGCUGACCAAGUCAGCGGCUUAACAGAUGCCCGCCGAUUGACCUCGUUGGCAGCAAGACUGGCCGAAGGUGUUUUUCGCGGGGGUUCCAUGUGUGCUGACCUGCAGUCAGAAGAGGACUGGCGCAGGGGCGCCUGGGUGGCUCAGUUGGUUAAGCGACUGCCUUCGGCUCAGGUCAUGAUCCUGGAGU
Messenger RNA from Neomonachus schauinslandi (Hawaiian monk seal), 1784 nucleotides. RefSeq names its product mediator complex subunit 9 (gene MED9). The coding region runs from base 75 to 518 and encodes 147 amino acids. Lineage: Eukaryota; Metazoa; Chordata; Mammalia; Carnivora; Phocidae. The transcript is spliced from 2 exons. The record is from RefSeq and is a predicted model, not a curated record. Gene Ontology annotation, molecular function: transcription coregulator activity. Gene Ontology annotation, cellular component: mediator complex. Gene Ontology annotation, biological process: regulation of transcription by RNA polymerase II.